This is a messenger RNA of Lates calcarifer (barramundi perch), 4859 nucleotides long. It is a transcript of the gene ppfibp2b, whose product is annotated as PPFIA binding protein 2b. Gene Ontology annotation, molecular function: protein binding. Gene Ontology annotation, biological process: neuromuscular junction development. The record is from RefSeq and is a predicted model, not a curated record. Lineage: Eukaryota; Metazoa; Chordata; Actinopteri; Centropomidae. Bases 270 to 3335 code for a protein of 1021 amino acids. The transcript is spliced from 28 exons. Gene Ontology annotation, cellular component: presynaptic active zone.
UCCUGAACGCAUCGUGCCUAUCACAUGGCAGGUGAUAGUUGGGGGGGCUCGCGCUACAAUACAACGCAGAGUACAGACGAGGGGCAACUGUACGGUGUAUGACAUCUUGCCACUGUGAGUGUGUUUCAUAUGUGUGUAAUGAGCAUGUCUGUGUAUGUCUGUGUGCUCAUUUUAUCUUGAAGUGUCUCCCCAACAGAAUUAAAGGAUUUGUUUCGAUAAAGCGUCAGAGGAGUUGCUCAGCCUGCCCACAUCAGAAAACCUGAGAUCUGAUGCUUCCUUCAAUCACCAUGGAAACGGAGGCCAGUCACAUGCUGGAGGCAGCACUGGAACAGAUGGAUGACAUCAUUGCAGGUUCGAAAGCAGCAGCAGUGGAGUUUUCUAACAGCAUGUAUGACCUGGGUUCUCCCAUAAGCGCUGGUCCACUGCAGGUCGUGCAGUUAGCUGAGGACCUCAAACUUGCCUUGGAGCUGCAACCCAACCAGGAGGAGAGAGACAGCCUGAGAGCACAGUUACAUACAGAAACAGCACAAGCUCUCAUAGACUGGCUACAGAGUGGAACUGUGAACCUGUGUUCUCCAGCCAACAAUGAAACCUACCAAGAGCGGCUGCUCCGCUUAGAGGGAGACAAGGAGUCUCUGGUGUUACAGGUCAGCGUUCUGACAGACCAGGUGGAGGCCCAGGGAGAGAAAAUCAGAGAUUUAGAAAGUUCUCUUGAGGAACACCGGCAGAAACUGGCCUCCACUGAGGAGAUGCUGCAACAGGAGCUGAUAAGCAGGACCUCUCUAGAGACUCAGAAGCUGGAUCUGAUGGAUGAGGUGUCCUACCUCAAACUAAAGCUGGUUAGCAUGGAGGAGACACACACCAACACACACCCACAAGAUCCUGUGGACACAAAGCAGAACAAAGCAGAGUGUGUGGUAAAUCUCAUCAGUGAGCUCCAGGAGCAGAUGUGCAGGUUUCAGGCAGAGAUCAGCACUCGCAUCCAAGAGAAACAGGCCCUGCAGGAGAGGGAGGCCCAGGUGGGGGAGCCUGGAGGCAGCCAAGCCCAGGGCCCCAGCCCUCAGCUCGAGUUAGCCAGCUCAGACCUUAGCCUGUCCGGCUCUGACGCCUGGAUGCACAAUGGAGGACAGACUGUACACGAUUUGUUACAAGAAGUGAAGCAGCUGAAAAGCAAAGUGGAGGAGUUGGAAGGAGAGAAGAGCCAAUAUGAGAGAAAACUAAGAGCAACCAAGGCAGAAAUCUCAGAGCUGCAGCAGCUCCUGGCCUCCAAAGAUGCUGAGAUUGAGUGUCUGCAGACCCAGCUGCUAGCCAGAGAUGGCACAGCCAAUGACAAUGCAGAGAGAGACCAGGAGUACCAGAGGUUGAAGGUGGGGAUGGAGUCUCUGUUAGCUUCAAAUGAUGAAAAGGAUCGUCGUAUAGAAGAGUUGACCAUUCUGCUUGGCCAAUACAGAAAGAUUAGAGAGGUCAUGGCACUCACACAGGGGAGCAGUGAAGAGGAGCUGAGUGGCAGUUUAAAACUCAGAGCCAUCACACACAAAGCACACUCUGAUAUCCUUAGGUCAGAGAUAUCAUCAAGAGGCUCUUCUCCACUUAUGUUAUCUUCAUCGCCCUACCAGAGGGAAUUGGACAUAAGUAUCCAGAAUUCUGUGGACACAUCACUGGUGUUCACUGGAGAGACAAGCUUCUUGAAUGGGUCGUGGCAUCAGCGCAGGUUGCUGUCCAGCAGUCUUGAAGAGUUGCAGAGUGGAUCCUUACAAAAGGCUGUAGAGAUCCAGCCAGCUGAAAGUGAAUCAGAUGUAGGGGCAGAGAAUCCCCACCUGGAGCUGAGCAAGUACCAGACUCUGCCAGGGAAACUGACGAGAAAGAGCGAGAUGAGAGUUGAGCUGAAUGGAGAAGGAGAGUAUUUAUCUCCUGUCCAGCUCUCUCCUGUUCACAGCAAUGAGCAGGACUACAGACUGACACGUCCAGAGAAACUGGAGGAGUGCAUCCUUUCAGACCAGUCCCCUCUGUCCUCUGGAGUGGACUCUGGGCAGCAGUCCCCUGUCUCACCAGAGAACAGGAAGAGUCACAGAGGCAUUAAGAAACUCUGGGGGAAGAUCCGUCGCAGCCAGUCAGGUAGUCCUGUCCAGGUUCAUGACUCCGAGCUUGGAGAGUUCAAGAGGGGAGGCUUCAGAGCCACAGCUGGACCACGACUGGCCCGUCCAGGGAACACACGAGACCUGAAGAUGCCUUUUUCCAAGUGGAGCACAGAGCAGGUGUGUGACUGGCUUGAGGACAUUGGACUUGGUCAAUACGGCAUCCUGGCUCGCCACUGGGUCACAAGCGGUCAGACUUUACUGUCAGCCACCCCACAAGACCUAGAGAAGGAGAUGGCAAUGAAGAAUCCGCUCCACAGGAAGAAGCUCCAGUUAGCCAUUAAGACAUUCAGCAGCAAGCAGCCUGAGAAGUCUGCAGAGCUGGAUUACAUCUGGGUCACUCGUUGGCUUGAUGACAUUGGCCUUCCUCAGUACAAAGAUCAGUUUAAUGAAGGAAGAGUGGAUGGACAGAUGCUGCAGUACCUCACUGUGAAUGAUUUAUUAUUCCUUAAAGUGACGAGCCAGCUCCAUCACCUCAGUAUCAAGUGUGCCAUUCAUGUUCUCCAUGUCAACAAGUUUAAUCCUAACUGCCUCAAACGCAGGCCCUGCAAUGAGAGCCAGUUCACUCCCAGUGAGGUGGUCCAGUGGUCCAACCACCGAGUUAUGGAGUGGCUGAGAUCUGUGGACCUGGCAGAGUACGCACCAAACCUGAGAGGCAGCGGGGUGCACGGAGGACUGAUAAUGCUGGAGCCACGGUUUAACUCAGACACACUGGCCAUGCUGCUGAACAUCCCUCCUCAGAAAACACUGCUGAGACGCCACCUCACCACCAAUUUCAACGGUCUGGUUGGAGCACAAGCACAGCAGGAGAAGAGGGAGUACACUGAGGCAGCGGGCUACACUCCACUCAGCAUCACAGCUAAAGUUAAGCCAAAGAAGUUGGGCUUCUCUAACUUGACUCACCUCAGGAGAAGACGACCAGACGAAUCCACAGAUUACGUCUGUCCCAUUGAGUCCUCCUCCCCUCAGUCAGGACAGUCUGCGAUGAACGGGGUACAGAUGCGUCCCUACGCCGGCUUCAGAGGCCUGAGCCCCAUCCUGGACAGAGAACCCGACCACUCCAGGGACCAGAUGGUGGUCACAGAGGGCACCAUGUUGCAAAUAGAAGCUCUGUCUGAAAGCAUCAACAACCUCACAUACCUGCUCAGCCAGGAGGAGCUGCAGAAGGAGCUGAGGAGGUCUCAGACGGUGCUUGUUUGAAGGACAAUGACCCGGUGCUGUUGGCGCUCUAAUGCUGCAACCACAGAGACACAUAUAGCAGGCAAUGUCACACCUGCACCAUGCCUCAAGCCCCAGCCUAACAACUACUUCUACUAGCCGCUGAUACCUCAUGUAACACCUACAGUCAUUCUGCAGUCACACUGUAUAUACAAUGGACCUAGAAACAACAGUGGACUUUAAUUAACAGUGUCGAAAACAAUCUUCAAGGGUUGCUUACAAAAGUCACAUUUCUGAAUUUUGUACAAUGGUGAAGUUAACUGUUAUUCAUGAGCCAUAAGCUCAUGUGGCAUUUCUUACUGCUUUUACUGCUUUACUGCUAAUGAUCAUAUUGACCACUGUGUACUGUACAUACUGUGUACUGUGCUGGUAUUUUGAAACGUAACCAUGGUCCUUUGUUGCAAAAAGUGAUAUUAUUUACAUUUGGAAAGAUGAAUCAAACAAACAAAACAACCCCCCCUCCCCUGAAAAAUAAAGAAAACUAAAAAUAUUCCCAUCAGCCUCAGCUGGACUGGUUAGUGCUAAUUAGCAAAUGUUAGCAUGCUAACACACUAAACUGAGAUGGUUAAUAUGGUAAACACUACAGCUGAUAAACAUCAGAAUGUAAACAUUUUCAUUAUGUGCUUGUCAGCAUGCUGACAUUAGCAUUUUGCUCUAAGCACCAAAUUGCCUACCACUAGCAUGAACCAUUAGUUUAGUUACACAAUUUAGACCCAUGAAAAACUGAAUUUCCCAGAAAUGUAACCACUGUUUAUGUUGAUGUGACUAUGAAGCAACUAAAAGUGAUUAGAUGUCUAUAGCUGAAAGUCCAGAGACAGUCUUCAGAUCAGUUUGAAAGACAGAAUCUGUGAUACUGUAUUUAAAUAUUAUCAUCUGACAACUAAUCUUUAACGGCCUGAGAAGAAAGAAAUGAAGUUGCUGGAGAUGCUGUUUUUUAUGCAGUUAGAGCAAAAAAUUGUGUAAUGUUAUUACAUUGUAAUAUUAUUACAUUCUCAAAUAUUUGUAUGGAUAAUUGCAGAGUAUUGUAUUCUCCCCCAUGUGCCCUAGAACAGCAUUGGUUUAGGUGUAUAUUAAUGUAACUGUCCACCUAGAGUUAUCCAUUAAAAUGUAUGUAAGACAAAAAAUUGACCACUGUGUACUGUGCAAAUGACAACAUACUGGUACAGCAGAACAGUAUAUUGUGAUAUUUAGUUGACUUUAAUAGACUGGGUCUCCUGAGCUGUAAACAGAUCGUGUUUAGGAAAUAGGAAAGUAACCUCAUGUAAGCAGGUACAGUAUAAGUGCUAUACCUGCAUUAACACAGUAGUAUAGUGAACUGCCUCUUAAACAUUAUCAGGGUUGCUAUUACAAGAGCCUACUGCUAUUUAACCAUAUAAGAGAUGAAGUCCUAUUGUUCAGAGCUGGAAUUUUGAUAAGAACAAUAAAUAUCAAAUGUUACCCAUAAGUUCUUCCUAACCAUCCAGCCACCCACCAACCCCCAGAUAAAUUUAAACUGAAACUCCCCUA